Paramecium tetraurelia is the source of this 1290-nucleotide messenger RNA. RefSeq lists its product as uncharacterized. The transcript is spliced from 3 exons. The record is from RefSeq and is a predicted model, not a curated record. Lineage: Eukaryota; Ciliophora; Oligohymenophorea; Peniculida; Parameciidae. Gene Ontology annotation, biological process: intracellular signal transduction; protein phosphorylation. Gene Ontology annotation, cellular component: cytoplasm. Gene Ontology annotation, molecular function: protein serine/threonine kinase activity; ATP binding.
AUGCUUUGGAAAUAAUUCUCAAGGAGAUCUAUUUCACCAUAGAAUAAGGAGAACUUAAAUCAACAGGUUAUAACUAGACGGAGAGAUAGCAAAAUUUCAAAUCGAUACCAUGACAACUCCUCGUAACUCACCAUCAUUGAAAAUUACCAAAUACCGAAAUAACCAAAGUUGAAAGCACACGAUCCCCUUUUUGAUGAGACUCUAUGGAAAUGCAAUUCAUAAGAUUUAACUUUAAAACUAUUCAAAGAAUCUAUAAUUGACAGAACAGCAGCAUUUAAAGAAAUAUAUAUGGUUGGAAAACAAAUUGGAUCAGGCUCCUAUGCCAGUGUUAGAUUAUGUGCAGACAAAUUAACCCUCAAAUCUUAUGCUCUUAAAAUUUACAAUAAAUCUGCCAUCUCUUCUAGUCGUUAAAAGUCCAUACUUCGUGAAAUUCGUAUACUGCAAAUGAUCAAACAUCCAAACAUCAUUAAUAUUUACAAUGUAAUCGAAACCAACAAUCACAUCAACCUACUCUUGGAAUAUAUAGAUGGAAAAUAAUUAAACACCUUGAAAGGAUAUAAUUUAAAAUAAGCAUUAUAUUAAAUAGCAUCAGCACUCAAUUAUUUACACGCUCGACACAUUACUCAUAGAGAUGUCAAAAUCGAGAACAUUCUGUAUUCCGAUGGCCAAGUCAAAUUGAUUGAUUUUGGCUUCUCCACUCUGUUUUCCAACUCAAUCAAAAAGAAGAUCUAUUGCGGAACUCCUAGUUAUAUGGCUCCGGAAAUUGUUACCAAGCAAUAUUAUAAGGGCCCUCCUGCUGAUAUUUGGGCCUUUGGGAUUGUCAUCUUCUACUUAACUCAAGGCUACUUCCCCUUCAAAGGCUCAAAUGAUAAAGAAUUAUUCCAAUUGAUUAUGCAAUGCAACAUCAAUUUCAAUUCCAUUACUGAUGUCUAUCUACAAGAUCUUUUGUAUUAAAUGCUACAGUUCGAUCCUGAAGAUCGCAUUUCCACAGCCGAAAUUCUCCUGCACCCCUGGUUUCUAGAAUACAUUAAACCUAUUAAGGUUAAUAGUAAAUCUCAAAAAUCUAGCUGUUCAAAACUCAAUUCACCAAAAUAAAUCAAUCCUUAUUAAUAAUAUUAGUCUACUGUUAAGAAAAACGAUAAAGCCUCCAUAGAAUAUUAAUUAGAUCAUUCCCAAGUGAGAAAAGGCAUAGUUCAAUCAUACAUGAGUUCUGUUGCUUCCACCAAAUCGCCAAUACUUCGAAGAAGAGAUUCAGGCAAUCAAACAUUUGAUAAAAGCAACAAUUUCUGA